UCUCUUCGCAUCCAACUUCAUCGAGUUCCUGCAUCCAUUGAUGAACCACGUCAAAAGAGUGGUUUCUCCUCCUGGACCUUGGUCGUAGCAGGACACUCGUAUGGAGGUUGCUCGGUGAUGUUAGCCGCGUUGCAUUUCCCGGCCUUGUUAUCCUCGAUGAUCCUCCUCGAUGCGACGAUUGACAAUCACCAAGAAUUUGCGUGGGAGCACACGCAGUACUUGGUUGGAAUUACCUUGAUAAGGCGUGAUCAAUGUCCAUCAUGUACUACCGACUAUGAUUGUGGGGAGGACACCCUGCGUUCCUUUAAAUCUUCACCCAUGUUCUCUGUUUGGCAUCCUGACAUCCUUCGGCUCUAUGUCGAUUUCGGACUGGACGAGGAUGAAAGCGGAUGCGUCAGAUUGAAAACGCCUCCCAUUCACAAGUCUCUUGUCCUUGCGAACCCACGAGCCGGCUAUGAAACCUGGGGAUUGAUCGAAAAACUUGAUGAAAAGUUCUACUGUGAAUUCUUCCCGGAAAAUCAAGCAAGGACGAUGUUAGUGGAAGUGAGGAAGCAGCGUGCUUGGCGCAGACCUGCAAAUUCAUCUAACAUCACUUUCAAGUCAUCUAGCCAUCUC
This is a messenger RNA of Suillus subalutaceus, 615 nucleotides long. RefSeq lists its product as uncharacterized. Lineage: Eukaryota; Fungi; Basidiomycota; Agaricomycetes; Boletales; Suillaceae. The annotation marks the transcript as partial. The record is from RefSeq and is a predicted model, not a curated record. The transcript has 4 exons.